Messenger RNA from Fonticula alba, 771 nucleotides. RefSeq lists its product as hypothetical. NCBI's taxonomy places the organism in Eukaryota, Rotosphaerida, Fonticulaceae. The coding region runs from base 1 to 771 and encodes 256 amino acids. Gene Ontology annotation, biological process: vacuolar proton-transporting V-type ATPase complex assembly. Gene Ontology annotation, cellular component: endoplasmic reticulum membrane. The record is from RefSeq and is a predicted model, not a curated record. The transcript is spliced from 2 exons.
AUGGCCACUAAGAACAAGUUUGAUAUCCUCAACACCGACGUGUACGUCCCCUCGUCCUCGUCGCCGGAUGCCACCAAUGCCAACCGCCCGGCCAACUUCUCCAAGAAGCAGCAGCCCGCCAGCACUGCCAGCGGCGCGGAUGACAUGGCCCUGACCGAGGCCGACCAGCGCAAGCUGAAGCGCAUGCAGCAGUCCAUGGGCAAGGGCAAGAAGUCCGGCUCCUCGCGCAGCAGCGGCCACACCAGCCCCAAGGCCAAGAGCUCCCCGAGCCAGUCGCCGCCUGCGUCGCCGGCCGCCAAGCCCAUGGCCCCGGCUACUGCCAAGGCCGCCGCCCCGGCCAAGGCCGCCACCCCGGCCAAGGCCGCCACCCCGGCCAAGGCCGCCGCCCCCGCCACCAAGGGCGUCCCCGCUGGCAAGAUCGAGCUGCUGAACAACCGUGACCCCACCUCCAAGGGCGGUGUGUCCGGCUUCUUCUCGGACAUUGUCUACUCCGCCUUCCACCCCGGCAUCAACCCGAGCGUUCUGCUCCUGGUGAACAUCACCUUCGUCCUGCUGCUGUUGUCCCUGUGCUUCCUUGGCUACGUUUGGGCCUUCAACUUCCACAUCUUCUUCCUGAUCGCCAUGUCGAUCUUCCUUUGGGCCUCUCUCAUCUGGUUCCUGAGCCAGCUCCGUGGCGCUUACAUCAACGCCGAUAGCGGUAGCGCCGGCCCUGAGAAGGCCUCGGGCAAGUCGUCAGCCACCGCCAAGCCGACUGCCUCCAAGCGCAAGUGA